This is a messenger RNA of Bolinopsis microptera, 4067 nucleotides long. Its product is annotated as cilia- and flagella-associated protein 57-like. Bases 50 to 3751 code for a protein of 1233 amino acids. Lineage: Eukaryota; Metazoa; Ctenophora; Tentaculata; Lobata; Bolinopsidae. Gene Ontology annotation, molecular function: protein binding. The transcript has 13 exons. The record is from RefSeq and is a predicted model, not a curated record.
CAAAUAAUUUGAGGAAAGUGUUCGGAUGUAGAGGAGUAACUCAGAAGUCAUGUCUAUCGCAAUCGCCAACUUGAGGCAUGUCUUCGGUCUCAAGGGAGACGUCGCGAACAACGUAGCUUUCCAAGAUGAGCAGACCAUCAUCUACCCUUCGGGGUCCAACUGUAUCCUCUACAACAUCGAGACCAAGACCCAGAAAUUCAUCUCAAGUAUUGAGAAAAGUGGGGGCAUGACAGCGAUGGCUCUGACACCCAACAAGAGAUACAUUGCUGUCGCAGAGAAAGGAGAAAAGGCUACCAUCACCAUCUAUGAUCUGCAGACACUCCGAAAGAAGAAAGUGCUGACAACAACCGAUGUUCAGUCCCAGCAGUAUGUCAGUCUGGCUUUCUCUCCUGACUCCAAGUAUCUAGUGUCUCAAGGUGCCCGACCUGAUUGGACGCUGCUUUAUUGGGCUUGGGAGAAGCCAAAACCCAUGGCUUCUAUCAGGACAUCCACUAAUGUCAGCAAUGAAGUUUACCAGGUAUCCUUCAACCCCAACGACAACGCCCAAUUCUGUGUGGUAGGUAACGGUGUCUUCAAAACUUACAAGUUCAACGAUGGCACUCUCAAAGCGAACCCUAUCCAAAAGAUUGAACCCCAGAACUUCUUGUGCCACAGCUGGCUAUCCGAGGACCGUAUCAUAGUUGGUACAGAUACAGGGAGAAUGCUGCUGUUCGAGGGACAAGAACACAAGAAGGACUUCCAUGUCAGUUCCCCUGUUGCUCCAGACAGCACUGGUGGUGAGAGUCGUUUUCCACUAAAUAUUUCGAGUGGUGGGAGUGGUACAGCAGGACAAAGUGAGACAAGUGAGAGUGCGAUGAGGGCACAGACUCCCGUCCUCUGUGUAACUAAAUACUCCAAGGGAUUCCUGUGCAGUGCGGGUAACGGUGUGGUCUACAUGUACGAGAAGACCGAUGAGAGGGAGCUGUACAAGAAAGCAAGGGAAAUUAGGAUUCCUAUUUCUGCUGACUCCGCUCAGGCUACUGCCAAUAUGAAGGGUGCGCUACACGAGAUAAUGCAUAUGACCAUCAGUCCGUCUGAAGAGACCAUCAUCGCCGGAACUCGCAACAACCAGCUCUACACCAUUGGACUGACUGGAGCAGAGAUCUCUAAAGGAGAGCAGUCUCUGUUUGAGACCCUGUCUCAGCCUUUCCAUUACGAUCAGAUAACUGGUCUAGAUGUGUGUAUCAGGAAGCCGCUUGUCUCUACUUGCUCACUCGAUAGGACUGUGAGGAUUUGGAAUUACGAGAACAAUUCUCUGGACCUGACAAAGGAAUUCCAAGAGGAAGCAUUCAGUGUCGCCCUGCAUCCAUCUGGACUGUACGUUCUAGUUGGGUUCAGUGACAAACUCCGACUUAUGAACAUCCUCAUCGACGAUAUUCAACCUUUCAAAGAGUUCACUAUUCGUGGCUGUCGCGAGUGCCAGUUCAGUAACGGAGGACACUUGUUCGCAGCCGUGCACGGCAACGUUAUUCAACUCUACGCUACCUACACCUUCGAGAACGUGGGCAACCUCAAGGGCCACAACGGCAAAGUGCGCAGCAUCGUCUGGUCGCAGGACGACAGCAAGAUCAUUUCUUGUGGUGUUGACGGUGCGGUCUACGAAUGGAGUGUGUACACGAGCAAGCGUGAGGGUGAGAGUGUUCUGAAGACAUGUUCCUACACUUGUGCUGCUGUCUCGCCCGAGGGAGGCACUACUUUUGCUGUUGGUUCUGAUAAGACACUCAAAGAGAUUUCUGACUCCCAGAUACAAAGAGAAGUUCCCGCUGCUGACACUGUUCUAACUCAAGUCGCCAUAUCACGGUCCGGUCGCAUGCUCUUCGUGGGUACUGCUCAGGGUUCUAUCAGAGCCAUGAAGUUCCCUCUCACUGUACCAGGAGAAUGGACUGAACAUCAGUGCCAUGCUUCUUCUAUCACUAAAAUGAGGAUAUCAUACGAUGACGGGUUCCUCUUUACUGUUGGAGAGGAUGCUUGUCUAUACACCUUCAAGAUCAUGGACAAAGAGGGCCGUGGUCUGAAAGCGAAGGAUAUUACUUACGCUGAGGAGAUUUUAAUUUCUAAGUCUGAUCUUCAAGAGAAAGACACUGCGAUGAAAGAGUUGAAGACCCGUGUUUAUGAGUUGAACAUGGAGAAUGAAUAUCAGCUUAGGUUGAAGGAUAUGAACCAUCACGAGAAGACUAAAGAGCUCACUGAGAAGUUCAUCCAGGAAAUGGAAUCAUUGAAAACAAAGAACCAAGUUUUGAAAACUGACAAGGACAAAGAAGAAGCUAAGCAUGAGGAGGAGAGACAGGAGCUGAUUGAGCGACAACAUCAAGAGCUCCAGGAUCUUGAGUCAGCUAACAAUCAGAAACUAAUGGCAGAAUACGAGAAAUACCAGGAAUUGCAAGCCAAGAGUCAGAGAAUGCAGGAAGAGUAUGAACGUCAACUUUCUGCCAAGUCCGAGUCACACAAGCAGGCCCUUCGCGAGCAAACGGAACAGUAUGAGACAAAACUUCAUGAGAAGAUUGGACAAUUGGAAGCUGCUCACGACGAAAUGAGGCAGACUAUGAGGAUACACGAGGAAACGAAGAAACAGAUCGAAGAAGAUGCGGAUCGUGAAAUUCUGGAUAUAAAGAACAUGUACGAAAGAAGAUUGAGGGAAGAAAAGGAGGGUAACAUGCGACUCACCGGGGAAACUGGCAUCAUGAAGAAGAAGUUCAAGUCUCAAGAACAAGAGAUUGAGGCUCUGAAAUCAGAUAUUAAUAACCUGAAUACUGAGAAGAACAAAUUGAAUGGUGUGAUCAAAUCUCUUGAGAAGGAUAUUUUGGGACUGAAGAAAGAAAUCCAAGAACGUGACGAAACUAUCCAGGACAAAGAAAAGAGGAUCUAUGAUUUGAAGAAGAAGAACCAAGAGCUCGAGAAAUUCAAAUUUGUCUUGGACUACAAGAUUCGAGAACUGAAGAAGCAGAUUGAGCCACGUGAAAAUGAUAUCAAGGCAAUGAAAGAUCAGAUCCAGGAAAUGGACACAGAGCUUGAAAGAUACAACAAGAAUAAUACUGCUCUUGAUCUGAAGAUUGAAGAAUCCAAACAGAAGCUGAAGGCUAAUAAAGAAGAGAUGGCAGUACAGAGACAGAAAGUUCAUGAUAUGGAAGCUGAGCUCAAGAGGUUCAGAACUGAUGUCAGCAAUUGUGUUCAGUACAUCCAAGAUCCACAGAAACUGAAGACUAAGAUUGUGGAAUUAAACAAGAAAUACGUCCAGAGUGAACAGGCAGUUGAAGCUGCUGGUAUGGAUGUGGACAUCCAGAAAGAGUACGCUCGACAGAGAGAUCACUUGGAACGAAGUGUGGCCUCAUUCAGAAAGAAACUUACCAAAGAUCAGCAAAUUCAUAGAGCUGACAACGUCAGAAUCAUGCAGGAGAAUGUGUCUCUUAUCAAAGAAAUCAAUGAUCUUCGCCGCGAACUGAAAAUAGCUAGAACUCAGAUAUCAUCCCUAAAAUAUGCUCUGAAUUUGGAUCAGAACAAGAAGGUUCACGACUUGGAAGCAAACAGCAAUGUCUUGAAGAAAGGAGCCCUACCAAUCGGCCCUAUAAUAUCUCCUGAAGAGCUUGACCAGACGAAGAAAAUAGUCGACAUUCAGAAGUCCGAGAUAAAGAGACUGAGAGAUGAGUUGAGGCACUCAAUUAACAGACCACUGUCAAAUGGACAAAGACUACCGCCACUCGAAGUGGCACAAUGAGUCGUUUGAUUAAUAUGUGAAUUUAAGUUAUUUGUUUUUGAAGUGGUAACAUUAGAUAAAGUGUAACUUACAUGGACCAUCAGUGUUAAAAACAUUUGACUCCAAACAUUGUGGGUCAGGUGCCUUGAGGUUUGUUGUGAUGGGUAGUUCUUUUAUUUCCACAAAUGUUGAGUUAACGAGAUGAACGUUGUUCCGGGAUACAAUGUAUAAAAUGUAAAUAUGAAGAGUUUUUAUGAUAUUAUCGUAGAUUUUGCUCUAUUUUUUAUGUUUAUAUGAAAUUCCUUUAGAUAAAUCAAUUAAUGAAAUUUUAACUGAA